UACAAAAUUGGCUGACAUUGUAUCGCGGGAGUUUUAACCGAGUGCAUCGAAAGCGCGGCUGUGUCUCCCACCAAAUAAGAUCUCGCAUGUUGGGAGACAAUUAUACAAAAAAAAUAAAAAAAAAAUCUAAAAUUUUUCGCGGCUGUGUCUCCCAAAAAAUAAAAUCUCGUAUGUUGGGUAGACAAUUACAAAAAAAAGCAUACAAAUCUUCGUUGAUAUAAAGUAAAUGUUUGUUUUAGUGAAUGCGCCACUCCAAAAAUUAAGGGCCCACCUAACUACCAGCCAUUUGAAGUGACUUUAAAUACAUUGGACCUAGAGAACAAUAAUACCUGCAGAAAAUAUGAGCGGUUCUUAUCUGGCCAGGGCGCUAAUGGCUAUGGUAUUAGCGGCCUUUCAAAUCAACGCAAUUGCCAUGGAGAGUGAUACAAAGCCAAAUAUUGUCAUAAUUAUGGCCGAUGAUAUGGGUUUCGAUGAUGUCAGCUUUCGAGGCUCCAAUGAAUUUCUAACACCCAACAUUGAUGCCUUGGCCUACAGUGGGGUUAUCCUAAAUAAUCUCUAUACACCUGCCAUGUGUACUCCCUCACGAGCAGCUUUACUCACUGGCAAGUAUCCUCUGAAUACAGGAAUGCAACAUUAUGUGCUGGUAAACGAUCAACCCUGGAGUUUGCCAGUGAACGAGACUACAAUGGGGGAGAUAUUUCAUGAGCAUGGCUACUUCACAUCACUGAUAGGCAAAUGGCAUUUGGGUAUGUCUCGCAAAGCAUAUACACCAACGUUUCGAGGAUUUGAUCAGCAUUAUGGAUAUUUGGGUUCCUAUGUGGAUUAUUAUAAUCAGAUCAUGGAUCAAGGAAGUGCCAACUAUUCCAAGGGCCAUGACUUUCGUGACAAUUUGAAACCUGUAUGCGAUCGCAAUGGCACCUAUGUCACCGAUUUGUUGACUGAGGCCGCCGUUAAACGUAUUUUGACCCAUAACUACCACGAACAGCCUUUGUUCAUGAUCUUCAGCCAUUUAGCACCACAUUCAGCCAAUGACGAUGAUCCUUUGCAGGCUCCUGAGGAAGAAAUUGCCAAGUUUGCCUAUAUUGAAGAUCCAAGAAGAAGAAAAUAUGCUGCCAUGGUCUCUAAGCUGGAUGAAAGUGUGGGUCUAGUGGUGGAGGCCUUAAGCCAUGGUGGGGUGUUGAAUAAUACCAUACUGCUGUUUUUGUCCGACAAUGGAGGACCCACAACAGGCAUGCAUUCCACAACGGCCUCUAACUAUCCUUUGAGAGGGCAAAAGAACUCUCCUUGGGAGGGAGGCUUACGUUCCUCAGCAGCCAUUUGGUCUACGCAAUUGGAGAAAUUGGGCACUAUAUGGAAGCAAAAGAUAUAUAUUGGAGAUCUAUUACCCACUCUGGCUGCCGCUGCAAAAAUUCAUCUGGAUUUAGAAGCCCUUAAAAUUGAUGGCCUUAAUCUAUGGCCAUCCCUUAGGUAUGGCUAUGAGUCUGUGGAACGUGAAAUCAUGCACAAUAUCGAUGAUAUAUUCCACUAUGAAGUCUAUGCCAAAGGAAAGUGGAAAUUUAUCAAUGGCACCACUUUGGAGGGAAAAUUCGAUGGCUGGCUUGGCACACGCCCUGCCAAUGACUCCAACCAAAUUGAUCCCCGUUUCGAGAACUAUGAAGAUCUGGUCAAACAUUCCCGUGUAUGGAAAUAUUUACACAUUAUAACCGGUGAUAAGCCCAUACAGCUGCUGGAGCAUCGUCAACAUUCGGUCAUUAAGUGCCUAUAUCAAAAUACUUCCGAAGGAGUGACCUGCAAUCCCCUGGAGGCCCCUUGCCUCUUUGAUCUGGACACCGAUCCCUGUGAGCAGAAUAAUCUUUAUGAGAAAUAUAAAAAUUCCACCAUAUUUUCAAAUAUCAUGGAACGCAUAGAGUAUUUCCGUAACAAUGCCCAUCCCAUAAUGAAUAAGCCAGCUGAUUAUCGCUGUAAUCCGGCCAACUUUAAUGGUGAAUGGACCUGGUGGGAGGAUGUCUUGGAAGGAAAUGGUGUGGCCAAAGUUCAUUUAAACAUUAGUUUCAUGCAGUUACUUACUUUGACAAGUUUUACAAUAAUUUUUAGCCAGAUUUUUGCCUAAGGCCAAAGUAUUACCAAAAACAAUGCCAAGAGAAAUUUAAUAUAAGCAUGUAUAUAAUAUCAUAAAUAUAAUAACGAUUUAUUCUACAA
This is a messenger RNA of Stomoxys calcitrans (stable fly), 2199 nucleotides long. RefSeq names its product arylsulfatase B. Bases 341 to 2110 code for a protein of 589 amino acids. The transcript has 5 exons. The record is from RefSeq and is a predicted model, not a curated record. Lineage: Eukaryota; Metazoa; Arthropoda; Insecta; Diptera; Muscidae.